CAGCGCGCCGUGCGGGAAGCCGCCGGGAGGAGAGUGGACGCCCCUUCCUAAUUCUCUCGCUUGCUUGCUCUCUUGAGUCAUCGUACGGCACAGUAGGCGCGGGUCCGGAGGACUCCUAAGAACCGCGUCAGGGGUGAAGUCUCCCCGACCAUGACCUCCACGGGCCAGGACUCCACCACAACCAGGCAGCGAAGGAGUAGGCAUAACCCCCAUUCGCCCCCCCACGACUCCAGCGCUACCUCGAAGCGAGGUGUUAAGAAGGGUGCCAUACUCUCCUCCAGCCCUAGUCUAGCAGAGGUAAAGAAGAAAGGCAGAAUGAAGAAGCUCAGCCAAGCAGCAGAGCAAGACCUAAUCCUGGACAUGCGAGGGCUGGAUCUGAACCUUGAGGCCAAGACACUGUCUGGCACUGGUUUGGUGUUCGAUGAGCAGCUAAAUGAAUUCCACUGCCUCUGGGAUGACAGCUUCCCUGAAGGCCCUGAACGGCUCCAUGCCAUCAAGGAACAACUGAUCCAGGAGGGCCUCCUGGAUCGCUGCGUGUCCUUUAAGGCUCGAUUUGCGGAAAAGGACGAGCUGAUGUUGGUUCACAGCCUAGAAUACAUUAAUCUGAUGGAGACAACCCAGUACAUGAAUGAGGGAGAGCUCCGCAUCCUAGCAGACACCUAUGACUCUGUUUAUCUACAUCCGAACUCCUAUACCUGUGCCUGCCUGGCCUCGGGCUCUGUCCUCAGGCUGGUGGAUGCUGUCCUGGGGAAGGAGAUACGGAAUGGCAUGGCCAUCAUCAGGCCUCCUGGACACCACGCACAACACAGUCUUAUGGAUGGGUAUUGCAUGUUCAACCACGUGGCCGUGGCUGCCCGCUACGCUCAACAGAAGCAUGACAUUCAGAGGGUCCUUAUUGUGGAUUGGGAUGUUCACCACGGUCAAGGAACCCAGUUCACCUUUGACCAGGACCCCAGUGUCCUCUAUUUCUCUAUCCACCGCUAUGAGCAGGGUCGGUUCUGGCCCCACCUUAAGGACUCUAACUGGUCCACCAUAGGUUUUGGCCAUGGCCAGGGGUAUACCAUCAAUGUGCCUUGGAACCAGGUGGGGAUGCGAGAUGCUGACUACAUUGCCGCUUUCCUGCACCUCCUUCUGCCAGUCGCCCUUGAGUUCCAGCCACAGCUGGUCCUGGUAGCCGCUGGAUUUGAUGCCCUCCAGGGGGACCCCAAGGGCGAGAUGGCCGCCACUCCAGCAGGGUUCGCUCAGCUAACCCACCUGCUCAUGGGUCUGGCAGAAGGCAGGCUGAUCCUAUCUCUGGAGGGUGGCUACAACCUUCGCUCCUUGGCUGAGGGCGUUAGCGCCUCACUCCACACUCUUCUGGGAGACCCUUGCCCUAUACUGGAGUCCCCUGGCGCCCCCUGCCCCAGUGCACUGGCGUCACUCUGCUGCGCUAUGGGAGCCCUGGAGCCCUACUGGGAGGUCCUUGUAAGAUCAGCUGAGACCCUGGAGGAGGACAUUCUGGAGGAGGAUAGCACGGAGGAGAAGGACGAAGAGGGAUUGUGGCGGCCCCCAGCUCUCCCAAUCCUGACGUGGCCCAUGCUACAGGCCCGCACAGGGCUGGUCUAUGACCAGCGGAUGAUGGGCCACCACAACUUGUGGGACAACCAGCACCCGGAGAUGCCUCAGCGAGUCUUACGGAUCAUGCAGCGUUUGGAGGAGCUGGGCCUUGCAGGGCGCUGCCUCACGCUGGCCGCACGACCCGCCACCGAAGUCGAGCUGCUCUCCUGCCACAGUGCUGAGUACGUGGGUCGUCUACGGGCCACAGAGAAGAUGAAAACCCGGGAGCUGCACCGCGAGGGGUCCAACUUUGAUUCCAUCUACAUCUGCCCCAGCACCUUCGCCUGCGCACAGUUGGCCACAGGCGCCGUUUGCCGCCUGGUGGAGGCUGUGCUGGCGGGAGAGGUUUUGAAUGGUACUGCUGUGGUGCGUCCCCCAGGACACCAUGCUGAGCAGGAUGCCGCUUGUGGUUUCUGCUUUUUUAAUUCUGUGGCUGUGGCUGCUCGCCAUGCCCAGGCCGUCAGUGGGCGGGCGCUGCGAAUUCUGAUAGUGGACUGGGAUGUCCAUCAUGGGAAUGGAACUCAGCACAUAUUUGAAGAGGACCCCAGCGUGCUGUACAUUUCCCUACACCGAUAUGAUCACGGCACCUUCUUUCCCAUGGGGGAGGAGGGUGCCAGCAGCCAGAUAGGCCGGGCUGCGGGCACUGGCUUCACUGUCAACGUGGCCUGGAAUGGACCCCGCGUGGGUGACGCCGACUACCUGGCUGCCUGGCAUCGCCUGGUGCUUCCUAUUGCCUACGAGUUUAACCCAGAGCUGGUGCUGGUCUCAGCAGGCUUUGAUGCCGCAUGGGGGGACCCGCUGGGGGGCUGCCACGUGUCGCCUGAGGGCUAUGCCCACCUCACCCACCUGCUGAUGGGGCUUGCCAAUGGCCGCAUUAUCCUAAUCCUAGAGGGUGGCUAUAACCUGACAUCCAUCUCAGAGUGCAUGGCCGCCUGCACCCGCUCCCUCCUUGGGGACCCGCCACCCCUACUGACCUUGUCACGGCCCCCACUCUCAAAGGCCCUGGCCUCGAUCACCAAGACCAUCCAAGUCCAUCGCAGAUACUGGCACAGCUUACGGGUCAUGAAGGUGGAAGACAAGGAGGAACCCUCCCUUUCUAAGUCAGUCACCAAGAAGGCAACCAAACCAGCCAGCCCUGGGUCAGCCAAGAGGAUGACCACACCAGAAGAGAAUAUUCUGGAUGCAGGCACAGGGAAGGCUGUCUCCACAUCAUCUGUGGAAGAGUCCAUUCUAGGCCAAGCUAAGUCAGAGACUGCUGUGGUGGGGCUCAGUCAGGAGACUGAGUCCUCGGAGACUCCCGCACGGGAAGCCCCGCCGUACCAGACCACCUCCGAGGCAGCCACAGGAGGGGCCCCGCCGGACCAGACCACCUUCGAGGAGGCUGCUGGGGGAGCUGAGAUGACUCAAACCCCUUCGGCCUUAUGUACUGACAACCAAAUAUCCCCCAGUGAGCUGAAUGAGAAUCUUAGGACCUUGGAACUAAACUGCAAGGCUCAGGAGGCACCAGAAUCUCAGGUCCCAGAAGAGGAGAAGCUACUGGGAGAGGCAGCUGGAGGUCAGGACAUGGAUGAUUCAGUGCUGAUGCAGAGCUCUGGGGUCCUUGCUAACACUGACCAGGCCACCUUUUAUGCCGUGACACCGCUGCCCUGGUGUCCCCAUUUGGUGGCAGUGUGUCCUGUACCCGAAUCAGGCCUGGACGUGACCCAACCUUGUCAGGACUGUGGAGCAUUCCAGGAGAACUGGGUGUGUCUGUCUUGCUAUCAGGUCUACUGCGGUCGUUACGUCAGUGCCCACAUGCUGCAACACCACGAAGGGUCGGGACACCCGCUGGUCCUCAGCUACGUCGACCUGUCUACCUGGUGUUACAACUGUGAGGCCUAUGUCCACCACCAGGCGCUCCUAGAAGUGAAGAACAUGGCCCACCAGAACAAGUUUGGGGAGGACAUGCCCCACUCACACUAAAUCCCAGGACGUGCUCCUCUUCUCCACCUUCUGAGACCCUGGAUGAAGAGCAGCCUCACUCCAUCCCAUCCGGAAGACUCUUUUCAACUCCCCAAGGGUGCUGAUUUAAGCAUAAAUACUUGUAAGAUGAUUGUGAUGAUCAAUUGUGAAUCUCCCUCUGCCCACUGCCUAUUUGAGGGACUCUAUCUACUCUGCCCUGGAAGGAAAGCGGGGCAGCUCAGCGGUCCCAAGAGGGGCUGAUAACACUAAGCUGAUGCUUCGGAGGGAGGGAGAUGAACUGGCAGAUACAGCAGAGUUGCAUAUGCAAUAAAGUACAAGCUGUUACAAAACCUGGA
Messenger RNA from Suricata suricatta (meerkat), 3893 nucleotides. It is a transcript of the gene HDAC6, whose product is annotated as histone deacetylase 6. Gene Ontology annotation, cellular component: histone deacetylase complex. Bases 151 to 3558 code for a protein of 1135 amino acids. Gene Ontology annotation, biological process: chromatin organization. Gene Ontology annotation, molecular function: histone deacetylase activity; zinc ion binding. Lineage: Eukaryota; Metazoa; Chordata; Mammalia; Carnivora; Herpestidae. The record is from RefSeq and is a predicted model, not a curated record. The transcript has 29 exons.